CCUGCUCUCCCGCCCUCAUUUCCGCCGGAAGUGCUCUGCGGUAGCAAGUGCCCUUCCUCAGUUGCACGCGCGGUCUCCCGGUACCUAGUAUUCGGUUCCCGUGGCCGAGUACUGCCACCAUGGCAGUCGCCGCCCUCCUGCGAGUGACGCCCCGCUUAAGUGGUCUUUGCGCCAGCCCGACCCCAUUAUUGCAAGGUCGGCUGCGGCCGCUGAAGGCCCGGGUAUUGCCACGCUCGUGCCGCGGUCUGGCUGUGGAAGUCAAGAAGGCCUACGUGCGCGACAAACCCCACGUGAAUAUAGGAACCAUCGGCCAUGUGGACCACGGCAAGACCACACUGACUGCGGCCAUCACGAAAAUUCUAGCUGAGGGAGGUGGGGCUAAGUUCAAGAAGUACGAGGAGAUAGACAAUGCACCGGAGGAGCGAGCUCGAGGUAUCACCAUCAACGCAGCCCAUGUGGAGUAUAGCACUGCUGCCCGUCACUAUGCCCAUACAGACUGCCCGGGUCACGCAGAUUAUGUUAAGAAUAUGAUCACAGGCACUGCUCCCCUAGAUGGCUGUAUCCUGGUGGUGGCAGCUAAUGAUGGUCCUAUGCCCCAGACCCGAGAGCACUUAUUACUGGCUAAACAGAUUGGGGUAGAGCACGUGGUGGUGUAUGUGAACAAGGCAGAUGCUGUCCAGGACUCUGAGAUGGUGGAGCUAGUGGAGCUGGAGAUCCGAGAACUGCUCACUGAGUUUGGCUAUAAAGGGGAGGAGGCUCCUGUCAUUGUAGGCUCUGCUCUCUGUGCCCUUGAGCAACGUGACCCAGAGCUGGGCGUGAAGUCAGUGCAGAAGCUGCUGGAUGCUGUGGACACUUACAUCCCAGUGCCCACCCGGGACUUGGAGAAACCCUUCCUGCUGCCUGUAGAAUCAGUUUACUCUAUCCCUGGCCGGGGCACAGUGGUGACAGGUACACUAGAGCGUGGCAUUUUGAAGAAGGGAGACGAGUGUGAGUUCCUGGGGCAUAGCAAGAACAUUCGCACUGUGGUGACAGGCAUUGAGAUGUUCCACAAGAGCCUAGAGAGGGCAGAGGCAGGAGAUAACCUGGGGGCUCUGGUCCGAGGCUUGAAGCGGGAGGACUUGAGGCGUGGUCUUGUGAUGGUCAAGCCAGGCUCUAUCCAGCCCCACCAGAAAGUGGAUGCACAGGUUUACAUCCUCAGCAAGGAAGAGGGCGGUCGCCACAAACCCUUUGUAUCCCAUUUCAUGCCUGUCAUGUUCUCCUUGACUUGGGACAUGGCCUGUCGUGUCAUCUUGCCUCCAGGGAAGGAACUUGCCAUGCCUGGGGAGGACCUGAAGCUCAGCCUCAUCUUGCGGCAGCCCAUGAUCUUAGAAAAAGGCCAGCGUUUCACCCUGCGUGAUGGCAACAAGACCAUUGGCACUGGCCUUGUCACUGACACACCAGCCAUGACCGAAGAGGACAAGAACCUCAAGUGGAGUUGAGCCUGGACUUUUGUUUAAGUUGAACUGCUCUGUCGUGGUCAGUGUUCUUCCUGUUUCAGAUGCCCCCUGUGGACACAAGCUACGACUAAGCUGAGUGUAAUUAGAUGGACAUUCCCCCACACAAGGGGUGACCUGUCAGGUGAGACAGGCCAAUAAAUUUCUGUGAAUACUAA
Molecule: messenger RNA, 1651 nt
Organism: Jaculus jaculus (lesser Egyptian jerboa)
Lineage: Eukaryota; Metazoa; Chordata; Mammalia; Rodentia; Dipodidae
Gene: Tufm
Product: Tu translation elongation factor, mitochondrial
Exons: 10
Coding region: 120-1478 (452 amino acids)
Biological process (GO): mitochondrial translational elongation
Cellular component (GO): mitochondrion
Molecular function (GO): GTPase activity; GTP binding; translation elongation factor activity
Source: RefSeq, a predicted model, not a curated record